Cygnus atratus (black swan) is the source of this 994-nucleotide messenger RNA. Its product is annotated as alpha-aspartyl dipeptidase-like. Gene Ontology annotation, biological process: proteolysis. The transcript has 8 exons. The coding region runs from base 16 to 864 and encodes 282 amino acids. NCBI's taxonomy places the organism in Eukaryota, Metazoa, Chordata, Aves, Anseriformes, Anatidae. The record is from RefSeq and is a predicted model, not a curated record. Gene Ontology annotation, molecular function: serine-type peptidase activity.
AAGGUAACGGCGAAGAUGGCGAAGUCCAGCAUGGCCGGGCCGGGGCAGGGGGAGAGGCCCGGCCCCCACCACGGGGCAGGAAGGGGCGGGCCGGGCCGGGCCGAGCCGAAGCCGGGGCGAGGCAUGGGGUGCCCGCGGCGCCUGCUGCUGGUCUCCAACUCCACCCUGCACGGAGGGGGGUACCUGGGCCACUGCCAGCAGCACAUCCAGAGCUUCCUCGGGGGGAAGGUGAAGCGGGUGCUCUUCGUGCCCUACGCCCUGCACGACCGAGACGCCUACGCCCGCACCGCCAGGGAGAAGUUUGAGAGCUUGGGUUACGGGCUGGACAGCAUUCAUGAAUCCUGUGAUCCAGUGGAAGCUGUAAGGAAAUCUGAAGCAAUAUUUAUUGGAGGUGGCAACACAUUCCGUCUCCUGAAAGCUCUCUAUGACAACAGUCUGAUACAGGAGAUCAGGAAGAGAGUUCUUGAGGAUGGGGUUCCUUACAUGGGAUCCAGUGCAGGAACUAAUGUUGCUACCGUCAGCAUCAAUACUACUAAUGACAUGCCAAUUGUUUAUCCACCUUCCCUGCAAGCCCUAGGUUUAGUUCCUUUUAACAUUAACCCUCACUACCUGGAUCCAGAUGAUAAAAGCACUCACAUGGGUGAGACAAGAGAGGAAAGAAUUCGCCAAUAUCACGAAGAACCAAAUACCCCUCCAGUUUUGGGCUUGCGGGAAGGUGCAAUGCUGCUAGUGGAAGGAGACAAAGCCACCUUACAAGGAGUAACAGGAGCACGACUAUUUUUGAGGGGUAAGAAACCAACUGAACACGAGCCUGGAACAGAUUUCAGUUUCCUCCUGAUUGACAGUAAUCUCCAGAAGCUGUAGCCUCGCAUAUUCUGCAGCAGAAGUCGGCACAUGAGGAGGAAGGAAAGAGACACUUCUAGUCCUAGGGUGGGUGGCAAGCCUUAACUUUACAAAUAAAGAUAAAUAUGCAUUAUUGGACUCUCUUCCUCCA